AUGAUGGAGUCAAUUCUUUGUACGUUUCGACAACGAAGCCGACGUCGAACGAAUGCCAUGUCAAAACAGUUGAACGAAACGAAUUCGGUGAAUUUGGCCAUAGAAAACGAAUUGGCACUACUUAAGGAGCUACAGAUGAAAUCUGAAAAGUCACGAUUGAUCAGUCUGAACUGGCCACGCUUAAAAGAGAAGCACAGAAGGUCUCAAGAUCCAGUCACUACGACAAAUGAGCUGCCAUCCAUAGACUUUAUCAACACCUUCAAAGAAGAAGGUAAUGGUAUAGUUGUUUUUUUCUAG
Molecule: messenger RNA, 297 nt
Organism: Angiostrongylus costaricensis
Lineage: Eukaryota; Metazoa; Nematoda; Chromadorea; Rhabditida; Metastrongylidae
Source: the annotation of a GenBank genome assembly